This is a messenger RNA of Drosophila busckii, 1474 nucleotides long. RefSeq names its product glutamate transporter polyphemus. Lineage: Eukaryota; Metazoa; Arthropoda; Insecta; Diptera; Drosophilidae. Gene Ontology annotation, molecular function: amino acid transmembrane transporter activity. Gene Ontology annotation, cellular component: vacuolar membrane. The transcript is spliced from 7 exons. Gene Ontology annotation, biological process: amino acid transmembrane transport. Bases 76 to 1443 code for a protein of 455 amino acids. The record is from RefSeq and is a predicted model, not a curated record.
UUGAGUUUGUUGUCAAAAUUGCCAGUAAGAUUUGGACUAAAAAUUCAGCUGCCUUUAUUAAAAAGACGAAAUUUAAUGGCACAGCCACAGGAAUCAGAAUCGCGACAAGUCGAGCUGGCUCAGGUUGCAUCGCGUUCAUCGUUCUAUUACUACAAUCCCUAUGAGAAACGCACUGUUGAGGUUCCAUUGAACAACUUUGAUGCCUUUGUGUCGCUGCUGAAAUGCGUGAUUGGCACUGGUAUACUGGCCAUGCCACUGGCUAUACGCUACUCGGGCAUUGUGUCUGGCGUAUUGCUCUCUAUGCUGUUAAUGAUACUGCUCACCUAUUGCAUACAUUUACUGAUAACGGGCAUGACCGAAUGCUGUCGACGCAUACAUGUGCCCCAGGUAUCCAUGCCGGAGGCUGUGCAAAUUGCCUACGAACUGGGACCCAAGUGCCUGCACUGCUUUGCCUACACAGCCGGAUUCUCCACUAGCUGUGUGCUAAUCAUUGGCCAAUUCGGUCUCUGCUGCGUUUACAUUGUGUUCGUUUCCAAGAAUCUGAAGGAAAUUGGCGACGUCUAUAUAACACCAAAGUACAAUGAACGCUACUAUGUGAUCGGCGUUUGCGUGCUGCAGUUGCCCAUAUUCAUGAUAAGGCGUCUAAAGUACCUGGUGCCGUUGAAUAUUGUAUCCAACUUUCUGCUUUAUAUGGGCUUUGCCAGCAUUAUGUACUAUGUGUUUAGAGGGCUGCCAAAUCCACAGGAUCGUGAUCUAUUCAAGCCGCCCACAGACUGGAUCAUGUUCUUUGGCAUUGCAGCAUUUUCGCUAACAGCUGUGGGCUCGAUGCUUGUUGUGGAAGCGAACAUGGCGCAUCCGCAGGACUAUCUUGGAUUUUUUGGCGUCUUGAACUUGGCUGUGAUUUUUAUACUCAUCUCAAAUCUAUUCUUUGGCAUUAUGGGCUAUUGGCGCUUUGGCGAGCGUGUUGAGGCCAGCAUUACCUUGAACAUACCGCAAGAUGAAAUACUUUCGCAGAUAAUCAAAGCCGCCAUUGCCUUGGGCAUAUUUCUGAGUUAUCCUUUGAAUGGUUUUGUGGUUGUUACAGUUAUAUUCAGUGAUUAUGGUCUGGGCGCUUUGCAGAAGAAGCGUCAUUUUUGUAUAGAGUGCAUAGUGCGCAUUACUUUUUUACUAUGCACUGGCAUUGUGGCUGUUUUGGUGCCCAAUUUGGCUGCGCUCACUGAGUUGGAGGGCGCCUUUUCUUUGGCCAAUUUGAAUCUGUUGUGCCCCGCUCUGAUUGAUAUGUUCCUCAACUAUGAGUCGGGCUAUGGCCGCUUGCGUUGGAAACUUAUACGUGAUAUUUUGCUAAUAAUUGUGGGCAUCGUGUCGGGCGUUGUGGGCUGCACUGUGGCCAUACAACAGAUGGUUGAUGACUUUCGUGGCACAAUUAAAACUAUAAAGCAAUAAAUUAAGCAAGUAACACAAGCUGUAGCUCCGA